AUGGAUAUCUUUCAGAGACAUGAGACUGAGUUUGAAAAUAGUGGCAAUAAUGACUCUCUAAGCGGAGAGGAUAGCGUGUUAACCUCUGCCUGUCCAGAUGGGAGCAGCGAAAAGAACCAUGUUUGUUGUCUUCUCAACAUCAGUGCCCUUACGCUUGAGGAAGAUAUGAAGGCCAAGGAGUUUGUGAUCGGCACGGGAUGGGAAGAAGCAGUCCAGGGCUGGGGCAGGAUUGCUCCAAACGCCUGCAUCUGGCCCAGGAAGAAGCUUAAGAAGGUGAAGGUGGGAGAAAGUUCUGGCAACUGCUUAGUCUGUCUCGGCCUCUCCCAAGGGGGUGCCGAGGCUAAAGCCCAGCUGGCAGGAAAGCCGGAGUCGGGGGCUCGCACCGAAACUGGCCCAGAGAAGGCUCACGGCAGCCCUGGCCCGUCUCCGGGACGCCCGCCGACCCCCGCCGCUGCCCCCAGGGAGGUCAGCAAGAUGUGCUUACCCACCUGUAGUCAGGGCGAGAAAAAGUCUCUGCAAAUAAAAGAGUUUAUUUGGUGCCUCGAGGACUGGGCCAGCCCAGAGGCUGCCCGGGCCAAGGACUCCAAGUGUCCCCGCGGCGCCGACAGGGCCGCGGCCACCGCCGAGCCCUUGGUGUCCAAGGCGCUGGUGGUGCUGCCCCCUCUGAAAGCUGCGUCCCCCAAAGGCGUGGGUGUCCUGGGCAGAAAGAGCGCGGGCCUCUGCUGCCAGCCGGAGGAGAAGGUGCCGGCGGUGGGAAAGGAGGAGUGUGUGACUUGCACGUUUGGGUUGAAAACGGGGGACCGGAGAGGCGAGAAGCACCCCCUGGAGCUGGCCAUGCACCUCAAGGUCAAAGACCUGCUGCCUUUCCCGCCCCCCGGCUCGCGGACGCCCCUGCUGGCCUGCUCGGAGCCGUGCUGCCUGCACUGGGCCCUGCUGCCAGAGAAAGUCCCCCUGUGCCCUCCCCAGCCCAAGAACCUCCGCUACCUCGCCACCUUGCGGCUUCUGAAGAAUCAGGACGCGCAGAGCCACAAAGCCAAGUUGAAAGCCAAGGAGGGCCGACAGCUGGCCGAGGCCCAGAAGCGGGCGCGCCCCGAGGGCCGGCCGGAGGACAGGGCGCCGGGCCUGGAGGCCGGAGUGUUCCCCAGGCCGCUCUUGCCGUCUCUCACCGUGAACAGAGUCGUUAUUCCCGUCUCCACUCACAGGUUCCUCUGAGCUGCGACUGUCCAACGCCCGGGGAACCGGCACCACGGGAAACACCUUCAGCCGCCAGCUCCUGCCCCGC
Messenger RNA from Sorex fumeus (smoky shrew), 1282 nucleotides. It is a transcript of the gene CUNH16orf46, whose product is annotated as chromosome unknown C16orf46 homolog. Lineage: Eukaryota; Metazoa; Chordata; Mammalia; Eulipotyphla; Soricidae. The coding region runs from base 1 to 1212 and encodes 403 amino acids. The record is from RefSeq and is a predicted model, not a curated record. The transcript has 2 exons.